AUGGAUACACCUUUAAAAGAAUUGCUGUCGUAUGUUACGAUUCAACAUUUAAAGAAUGAAAUAACAGGUGUUCAUCAUCAACAUAAUGAAGGGCAUUGUAACAUCUACGAUGAUAUUACUUCUACACCUUUGGGAGGUAGUCCCAAUGUAGAGUAUUUAACAUCUCUAUUGGACGGUGACUUUAAACAAGACAGAGAUCAUCUUUAUAGAUUAUUCCAAAACAAUGAAGAGUUUGAUGAACCAUUCUUAACUGAACCUGGUUACACUAAUUAUAAACAUAGAGAAAGAACAUUAAUUGCAUCAAAAUUGAUUGCAGAUCAAGAGAUUGUUACAUUGGAAGAUAUGAAGAAUAGACCUGAUAAAUUCUUGGCAUGGUUUGAAACCAUUUCUUAUGCUGAUCUGAGCGUCAGUCUCAAGUUUGCAGUCCAGUACAAUCUAUGGGGUGGAACUAUACUAUUCCUUGGAACAGAGAAACAUCAUUCAAAGUAUUUAUCUGGUAUUCAAGAUUGUACUAAACUUGGUGCAUUUGGUUUAACUGAAUUAGGUCAUGGAAGUAAUGUAAAUGGGUUAGAGACAACAGCAACAAUUGAUCAAGAUAGAAAAGAGUUUAUUGUAAAUUCACCAACUUGGACAUCACAAAAAUAUUGGCCUGGAAAUAUAGCUACACACGGUCAGUUUUGUACAGUGUUUGCUAGGUUGAUAUUAAAGGGUCGUGAUCAUGGUGUACAUGCAUUUGUGGUGCCUAUUCGAACACCUCCUUUGUCGGGACACCCAUAUGGCCUGCCAAUGCCCGGUGUCGAGAUUAGAGAUAUUGGAUUGAAAUCAUCAUUCAACGGUAUUGAUAAUGGAGGACUGUUGUUUAAACAAGUACGUAUUCCAUUGGACAAUAUGUUGGAUAGAUUCAGUCGUGUCACUGAAUCGGGAGAGUAUGAAUCGACGAUUGCACCAAACCGUCAUUUUGGAGCUAUGAUGUCUGUAUUUUAUAUCGGUCGUCUCUGUAUAUCAGUGUUGUGUCUUGCAGCUGCCAAAACAGCCGUCUCUAUCGGGUUGAGCUACUCACACAAUCGCAAGCAGUUUGGUGAGCCUGGUAAACCCGAGCAACCCAUCAUCCACCACACCACUCAACAACGCCGUCUGCUUCCCAACUUGGCAAGAUGCUUUGCACUCGACUUUGCACAUAAACUUGUUAUAUUGACCAAUACGAUGGAUCUCAAGCACAGCUAUUCGUCGGGUCUCAAGGCGGUUGGCGCAUGGGACUGUUUCAGUGCCACACAGUUGGCUAGAGAGUGUAUGGGAGGGCAAGGGUUCCGUCUGUCAGCACGUGUACCAGUCCUCAGAAACCACCUAGAGGUCGGACUCACUGGAGAAGGUGACAACACCAUCCUCUGUCAACAAACCAGUACCGACAAAAAUAAGUUUAAAAAUUAUUAA
Molecule: messenger RNA, 1431 nt
Organism: Cavenderia fasciculata
Lineage: Eukaryota; Evosea; Eumycetozoa; Acytosteliales; Cavenderiaceae
Gene: acoA
Product: acyl-CoA oxidase
Exons: 5
Coding region: 1-1431 (476 amino acids)
Biological process (GO): lipid homeostasis; fatty acid beta-oxidation using acyl-CoA oxidase
Cellular component (GO): peroxisome
Molecular function (GO): fatty acid binding; acyl-CoA oxidase activity; FAD binding
Source: RefSeq, a predicted model, not a curated record